UUUGAAUGAAAACAAAUCUCCCCUGCCCUUUUCCUACUUUGCUACGCUUCGUGGCUUUCGCUACCUUCUAACGCCGUUUGCUCUAUCUUUCUCGGCUUUUUUCUUGCUUCUUUCUCUGCCUUCUAGUCCUAAUUCUGCGGGGGUCUCGGAACGAAAUCACAUUGGACUGUGUACACUCCGCGAGCCACAAUGAGGUUCUUUACGAGAUUGCACGUGUGCGCGGCCGCCUCAGUUGUGCUCAUACUGUAUUUCGCCUGGCUGCGGCCCUCGAUACCCAUUCAAAGCAGCAUACAGAGCGUAUGGAGAGGCAGCGCGCAUCGUGUGGUCGUCUUUGGAGACGAUUGGUCGGAUAUUGGGCGAUACAGAGUCUCUCCACCACCUAAAUCCACCACCCGAGACAGGGACCCGGAUCGGGGAGAGCUUUGGGUUGAGGCGCUAUGCAAAGAGCUGAACUGCGACUUCAUUGACAAUUUCGCCCGCUCGAUCCCGUCAAAUGUGGAGAUGAUGACCGUCGGUUCCAUGGUAGACUCAGACAUCUUCGCCAAUGCCACCUCAGAGAGAAGAAACGAGACGCUCGUCCUGUUCGACUUUCAGACGCAAGUGCAACAGUUUCUCGAAUUUGAGAAGCGUAAGAGGCAGAUACCUGAACGUCUCCGCAGAAUAGACGAGUGGACGGUGUUCACCGUUUUCUUUGGCAUCUGGGAUCUUCUGGAGUAUUCCGCGUUGGAGAAGGAGGCAGCCAUUCAUGCAAUCGACCGCAGCAUCGAUGAGUUGCUCCAUAACCUUGAUAUUCUCGCCGAUCAGGUUGGAGGCCCGAUCAAGGUUGUGAUUCCCAAGCUUGUGGAUGUGACAUUUCUCCCACGUUUUGCCAGCAGGAAGAACGAGUCGACCACCAUGUUCGCCGCCGAGCAGCACCAAUCAGUGUUUUUGUGGACUUAUUGGAAUACGGCCCUGUCUCAAGCCUCCGUUGGAUGGGGAAAGGGCGACCUGUUUAUACCUGAUUUGAACGGCAUCGUGAUGAACCAGGUUCGGGCGAAACAACUUUACUCCAAGCAGAUUUCGGACGCGACCGGCUUUGGCAAACAGAAACCACUCUUCGAUGAAGUCGAACGGCCUUGUCUGGCAUCAAAGACGGAGAGCAACGCAAGCUAUCUGCAAGCAGCCGACAUCGAGAAGUGCUUCGAUCCAGCUGGUCACCUAUUCUGGGACGAGAUGCAUCUUAGCGGGCCUGCUCACCAGCUAAUCGGAAAAGAGGCCGCUCGUCUAGUCCGGGCGAACAAUACUAUCAAUACCGACGCUCGGGAGCGAGCAAUGCAGGGCUCCGCCACGGAUCCGAAAAGCCAACGAAAAGAUGGAGCAGGUUUCGACUUGAAAUUUCCUCCUGGAUAUUAAUAGCCUGUGUUGAACACACCUUUAACACUUGGCCAUUCUUUGGCCUGCUCAACGGCCGUCCCGGGCUUCGCCUCACAAAAGAAGUGUGGCAUGCUAGUUGAAUAGUGGAAUUGUGCUCCCCGAGAGCUUCGAUAUCUUGCUUUCGAACCAUUGUGGACUGUCGUGGCAUUGU
Trematosphaeria pertusa is the source of this 1564-nucleotide messenger RNA. RefSeq lists its product as uncharacterized. The record is from RefSeq and is a predicted model, not a curated record. The coding region runs from base 190 to 1392 and encodes 400 amino acids. The transcript is spliced from 3 exons. Gene Ontology annotation, molecular function: hydrolase activity, acting on ester bonds. NCBI's taxonomy places the organism in Eukaryota, Fungi, Ascomycota, Dothideomycetes, Pleosporales, Trematosphaeriaceae.